AUGACUGACAACUUUGUCGCUUCUCAGACUGCUGAGAAGAGGUGUUUCUGCUCUUCAUGUGGGCCGGACGGGUUUCUUCUCCCUCUGUCCACGUACAAAAACCAUCAGCGUGACGUUGAGCUCGGACGCCAACGUCUCCUCGCGCAGAAACUCUUCUCAACUACCAAGUCAAAAGCUACGUCAGAUCCCCCGCCGGCUGCUCAGCCAUUGUAUGGGGAGUCUUCGCUCGAUGAUCUGGCAUACGAUUCAGAAGAGAACUCGCCACCUUCUGCAUCUAUCACCGCCCCUGUUUCCAUGCGGGCCGAAGAAGCAGCUGGAUUGCUAGAGGAGCUCCGUAGCAGCAUGACACCCACAUAUCUUGACGGGCUGGAGUUUUCUGGAUAUCCCGCUACCGAUGGACCCUACGUGCUGUACCACGCACUCGGAGAUGGUGUACGAUCAGAUGGCCCUUACAUGCUUGUGCCAAACUGUGCGCGCAAUCGAUUGCAGCUCUCUAGAGAGAACCGCGUCCGCAUUCUUCAAGCGUACACGGCUGACUGGGAGCCAAGCUCUUCUCGAGACGAGGUGCUCCAGAUGUUGAAGGUCGUCUCGGACUUUCUGGAGGUGCAGAAGGCUCUGGCAUGGUCUCUGCAAAGGAAUGCAUAUAAUUCUGGCAUCGUGUGCACUGACGUCUAUUACAAUAUACCUAUUCCUCAUCGAGACGAACCGUUCCUUUCUGCCUGUUUCAUGACGGCCAUGUUGCUAUCGACGUUUGGCAGCCUAUCUCAGAAGGAUGCCAAAAUCCUACUUGCCGGCUUUCGCGCGGUUGCGGCAAGAUCUUCGACUACUCAUCAUCUCGUCCGUCGCAUACCACGAGAUGUUCGGGACGUUCUCAGCCAGUUCGAUGCAUGGGAUCCCGUAGUCGAGCGCUACAUCACUUGCCCAUCUUGCUUUGAGCAAUAUCCUCUCACCGCGUACUCUGCGAGUACAUUACCGGGGUGCAUCUCCCAGGAAACUCCGUUGAGCAACGCUUGUGGCGCUAGUCUUUGGUCUUUGCGUGGUGAAUCGCAGAAGCUAUCGCCUAUCGUGGUCACUGUCCUGCAUCAAUUCAAGCACUGGCUUGGCCGGCAACUAAGUCGCCUGGUCAUCGAGAACGCUUGCGAGGAGGCAUUCACCAGCCCCCCGGAGGACCCUAUGCGCAGGGAGAAGGAUGGCACACGCGUGUGGCUUAUCAGAGACUCAGACGGCACUGCCUAUCUACCCGGCCCGCCGUCCGAGCUCAGGACUGUCUUCUCGUGGUCGAACGACGGAUGGAAUCCGUACGGCAAUAAGCUCAGCGGCGUAUCUCGAACGUCUACCGGGUUUUGGCUCAUCAACAUGGGACUUCCGCUGGACAUUCGUUAUCUGGAGGAGAAUAUGUUCUAUUUUGGUGCUGUACCUGGGAAGCCGAAUGGGUCACGCUUGAACCCCACGUUGGAUAUACUCGUGAAUGCGUUCUUAGAGUUCUGGUCGCCGGGUGUAUGGUAUAGUCGCACAGCCAAACGACCAGCAGGGCGCCUCAUCAGAUCCGCCCUUAUCCCCCAGAUCUCGGACGUCAUAGCUUCCCGACAAGCAGCUGGGCGUGGAGCCGUCAACUUGAAGCGUCACUUCUGCCUCUUCUGUCUUUUGAAUCGCGACCACAUCGAGUGCUCCGACCGCGCAACAUUCGAACCGCGUGACGACGAGCUCCAGAGAGCGCAAGCCCUUCUGUGGAAGGAUGCGGCGUCCGAAGAUGAUCGCAAGACUCUCGAGAAAGAGAACGAUAUCCGGUAUACCCCCAUGUUUCGCCUACCAUACCAUCGAGCGACACUGGACAACAUCCCGGAACCGUUACAUCUGUUCUACGAGUACCUGUUACAGGUAGUCAUUCGCCAUUGCCUCCGAAUUCACUACGUCGUAGACGGUCAAGAGCUAUCCGAGGUCAUUAAAGAUCCGAAGCACCCGCGGCCACCUCCUCCGGCCAUGAAUGUCGCGCUGACGAUCCUCCGCGAGGCACCUGAUGGCGAGCUCUCUAAGACAGCCCUCAAUAAGCUAGAGGCUUGCUCUGAAGAUGUGCUUUGGAACCUAUGCCAGGAUUACGAUCUACGUCAUGCAGGCUUCAAGCGCCAACUUGUUCUGAAUCUUGCGGCGUGGAGACGAACAGUCACUGCCGACGAUGUACGAUUGGAAGCGUUACCCGGCGAGUCAAUAUCCGGCACACCCGGAGUACAACACGGUAGUGUAUCCCAGAGCGAGCCCGGCCAGGCCAUAUCAUCGUCGGUCCAUGCUACCCACACUAGCGAAAGCGAGGAUUCUCAGAGUCACACGGAGGGUUCGCUGUCGACCGUCCCGGCCAUGGAUAUAGACGAUGAAGGCACCGAUCAUGCACAUGGCAACGCAACCGCUCUGCAAUUCGACAUGCCGCACGUCAUGGCUACGGCCACACCUGAACGUCCAGCUUGGUUAUGGUCCCUAACUUCAGGCGAGCUUCGGGCACUGUGCACGCCUGAUGCGGAAAAGGUUCGCGUAGCGUUCAAUCGCAGUCGGAAAGUCCGCACCAUCGCAAACCACUGUAACGGGAACAAGGCAAUUCUGGUGGCAUUCGCGAAGGUACUGGGUUUAGCCAAUGCUGCCGAAGCCGGCAAUCCUCGGACAGCCAUGUCAGCUAUCGCUCUAACGAUAAAGGAACACCUCAUUGCGAAUACGAUAGCGAUUCAAAACGUGCGCCCGACGGUCGAGGCAUUCUUAUCUACAACGCCAGGGGCAGGACAGACGCUCCCGGGCGAGUCUAGUAAUGUUCUCCAGAACGCGGCGAGCAGUACAGGCCAGACGAUCGAUCCCCCCGCACAAGCCUGGCUGGCUGGACUAACACCGGAGGAAAGACGGCUCAUGCAAACACCCCAGGCCAUGGCCGUCGGCGAACAUCUUGUGAAGGGGAAUGCACCCGCGACCAUCAUUUCCGCUGCGCGCACAGACCAGGCUCUUUCUACGGAUCUGCUGCAAGCCUUCUGUAAGAGUUUAGGUCUGGCCAGCCACGGUAAUGGGACCGUACUCGCAGAACGACUCAAAGCAUAUACCGAGAGUAUGUACUCACCUGCGCCACCCAAGGUUACAAGACUCAUGGUCACCGGGCCCCGCCGCGAGAUCUUAACAACGUCCAUCAUGCUACGAAUCAAAGAGACCAUAGCUCGUACGCAGAUGCCCUCGAGCGCCGAUAAAACCCCAUCAGACUGGGGUACCAAGGGUCACGGAAGGAUCACUGGCGGUCAAUGGCUCGUCAUCGGCACCGUUCAUCUACCAAUUACUCUGAUUCCUCUAUGGGGUCACCCAUCAGCAUCACAGCACGAGAGGGAUCUAUUGGAGUUCUACAUGACUACUGUCGCCGUUGUCUGCAUAGGCACCUUGCGCGUCAUCUCGUUAGCUGAUACGGUCGACUUCGACGAUGCGGCACAGCAAUACUUCGAGGGUAAGAAGCGUCUGUUCAAGGAUGAGACCAUUCGUCCAUACGACCACCUUCUCCUUCACUAUGGGGAUGUUUUGAGAUGGUACGGACCCUCUGCGGCCCAUGACGGUUCUUUCUACGAGCGACAUAUUCGGCGGUUACAUGGAUUGAACAUCAAUAUGAAAUCGGGUGAAAUCGAAGCUACGUAUCUGCAAGGUGCUAGCAGACAUGCGAAUCUGCGGAGCUUUCUGCUUGACGACAAUGCGCUUCCGACCCGCUCUCACGUUUCGGAGCUCGUGGAAGAGUUCCGCCACCAAAGUUUCGCUGAUACCCGUGGUACCAAACUAGGGAGUCUUCUUUUAGAGUCCAUGGCGAUGCGCUCGCGAGAAGGAGCGAUCUUCCUGAAGAGGAACACUUCGGAAGUGACGUUGUCGUCGAGCAUCUUGAACGUCUUGAUCCCCCAAUUGGGCGACAUACAGGAGCCCGCCUCGUCCGAUGGGCUUCUCAUUGCAUCCGCACUGCGUGUGAAGGCGGCGUCCUUUCGAGGAGCGAGGUACUGCCCGGCAUCCGAGGUGGAGUGCGACAGCGACAUGAUAUAUUCUCUGGACGACGAUCCCUCUCAUGCUACUGGGGGCGGCCGUCGCUUGCUACGGGACAAGAUUGCCACUGGUCGCAUUGUGUAUCUAUUCCUUCACGGCCACUCUCCACUGUCUGUAUCUACUCAAGAUCACUCUCGUACGCCAUCGGGGUCGCUCUGGGCCGUUGUGCACACGUAUGAACCUCUCAGGCCUGACGAACUUCACCUUGACGCUCAUUACCGAUCCUUCGAGUUCGGUGGCUUCUGUUGCAAGCCAGGAUUUAUACCAGGCUCUCCGAAGGUGGUCAAUAUAUCGCGCAUCCUGUGCCAAGUCGCGAAAGUGCCGGUGACAUCUGUUGGUAUACCGCUUCUUCAUUUCCUCCCUCUGGCAAGGCUCACGAACGCGCUUCCACAUGUGAAAUCAUCCCUUCAUCCGGAGCCCGAGGAGGAGGGUGGGCUAUCAUAG
Messenger RNA from Peniophora sp. CBMAI 1063, 4482 nucleotides. NCBI's taxonomy places the organism in Eukaryota, Fungi, Basidiomycota, Agaricomycetes, Russulales, Peniophoraceae. The record is from the annotation of a GenBank genome assembly.